GUCUUUCCCGCUGAACAAAAACGUUUCUCUCACAGACUCACAGACGCUUGAGUCCUGAGCCUUCUGUACCAGAGAAGCAUGGAUUUCAUGGAACUCUUUUUCAUUUCUCUUGGUACUGGAGUUGUGGUGUACUAUGGAGUGAGGCUACUGCUUUUCAGUAGGAUGCUUUUUCCAAAACUGUGGUUUCCACUGCCAAAAACUUUCUUCACCUCAAUGGGAGAGUGGGCAGUGGUGACUGGUUCUUCAGAAGGAAUAGGAAGAGCAUUUGCAUUUGCACUAGCUCAGCGGGGAAUGAACAUUGUAGUCAUGAGCAGAACCAAAGCAAAACUGGAUCAAGUGGCUAAAGAGAUAGGAGAAGCCACGGGGCAGAGGGUGAAAGUGAUAGUAACAGAUUUUACCAAAGAAAAUAUCUUUAGUGAAAUUGAAGAGCAACUGAAGGACCUCAACAUAGGAGUUUUAGUCAACAAUGUAGGAAUGCUGCCUUGCUUCAUUCCCUGCAGAUUCCUUGAGUAUGAUGAGCUGGACAAGACAAUUACCAAAGUGAUAAACUGCAAUGUGAAGACGAUGGCCAAGAUGUGCAAAAUUAUUCUCCCAGGCAUGGCGAACAGAGGGAAAGGGAUGAUAUUGAAUGUUUCUUCUGGAAUUGCUUCUAUCCCAUUUCCCCUGUACACCCUGUAUGCUGCAUCAAAGGUGUUUGUGGAAAGAUUUUCUCAAGGUUUACAAGCUGAAUACAAAGAUAAGGGGAUUAUUAUCCAGUCAGUGGCUCCAUUUGGGGUAUCCACUCGAUUGGCUGGGUUCCAAAAAACUAACAUGAUAACUUUUUCACCAGAAGACUUUGUAAAAUAUUCACUGCAGUACGUCAGUGCUGGAGACAAAACAAAUGGAAGCAUCUGUCAUACAGUUCUGGGCUGGUUGCUGCAGACUAUUCCACUUAAGAUUCUCUAUGCAGAACCUAUGAUGCAAGGCUCACAAGACUAUGUCAAGCGAAAACUAAUGCAGGCUGGAAAGGUCUAAAUCAAAAUCAACGCCAGAAAUAAACAUGAAGAAGUUUGUAUGAAAUAUUUCUAGCCAUAAAGAAAUGUAUUGUGUAUUUUUAUGCAGCAUUAUCAUGUAACUAAUGGAUGUAAUUUGUAAAAGUAUCAUUAUUUACUGUGUUUAUUGUGUGCAUAUUGUGUAUAUUGUAUGCGGUGACAGCGUUUUAGUAAUUUUGCCUCUGUACAACACCACAGUGGGUUUUAAAUCAGUGAGUGAAGAUGGGAUUGAAGCGUAGACUUUUGGCUUUAAUUCAAGGGGUUUAACAAACUGUUUAGGAAUUAAUAAUAAUAAUAAUAAUGGAU
Neolamprologus brichardi is the source of this 1337-nucleotide messenger RNA. RefSeq names its product hydroxysteroid (17-beta) dehydrogenase 3 (gene hsd17b3). The record is from RefSeq and is a predicted model, not a curated record. Gene Ontology annotation, molecular function: testosterone dehydrogenase (NADP+) activity. NCBI's taxonomy places the organism in Eukaryota, Metazoa, Chordata, Actinopteri, Cichliformes, Cichlidae. Gene Ontology annotation, cellular component: endoplasmic reticulum.